UUUUAUCCGCUUUCAGCCGACACACCGGGAACUGGAGUCUCUUGAAGAUCAACUGCUCGACUGGCUUCUGACUCGAGUUAAGGCCUCGAGGCACAUGGAUAUAUGUCAUUGGAGCCGGUUGACACCAGACCUCGUUAGGCGCAUUGCUGAGUUUGCCAACGCGAACGAUGUGGCGGGGUCGUGGAUGCUCGUCGACCGCGCGACCGCAGCGGCCCUGCGUGGCAGCUAUUCUUUUAUAACACUUGGUCAAAAGCGGCAGUCUCGAUGGCGGACCCAUCGGGCCCAGCAGCCGUGGCCCAAGUAUGCCUUCGUGGCGCACUGGGGCCGCCCCGAGCCCUGGCGCUCGCUCAGCCUACCCCAGCGCGAGCGGCUGCUGUGCCUGGCCGCGUCCUCGGGCCACGUGCCCAGCCUGGACGCGGCCCUGGCGCAGUGCGGCUGCGCCCUGGAGCCGGAGGUGCUGACGGCGGCCGCCGCGGCCGGCAACCUGGCGGGCUGCGAGCGGCUGCUACAUGAGGGCUGCUCCUUUGACUGGGGCGCUCUCAGGCAGUCGGCGGAAGCGGGGCACUUGCGAGUUCUGCAGCUGCUGCUUGAAAGCUUCGAAUCAGUUCCCUUCAAGCUCUCGGACUUCUUGGCGAGGGCGGCCGAGGGCGCCUGCGCCGGCAGCCAGCCCCACGUCCUGGAAUGGCUGCAGCAGGCGCACGGCUACAGCCCCUGCUCAGGCAGCGCAGCAGCAACAGCUGCAGCCGUAGAGGUUGUAGUAGCUGCGGCGGAGGGUGGCCAGGUGGGGAUACUCGAGGGCCUGCUUGCCAGGAUGCCGGACGUGUUUCUUGGUGGGCAACACCAGCAGCAGCAGCAGCAGCAGCAGCAGCAGCAGCAGCAGCAGCAGCAGCAACUGCAAAACGAGCAGCAGGAAGGCGCGCCAGCAGCAGCAGCAGCAGCAGCAGCAGCAGCAGCAGCCAUGGCGGCAGAAGAAGACCCGUUAGCCGCCGUCUACUCGCGUCGCUUGCUGGCGGCGAUUGCCUACGGCUGCCCGCUGGAGGUGUUGGAGCGGCACUACCACUCGCACUGGCCCUGGCCGCCGCCCAUGCCGCCGCCCAUGCCGCCGCCACCGGCUGGCGACGGCGACAGCGAAGGGGAGGGCGACAGCGAAGGGGAGGGCGACAGCGAAGGGAAGGGCUCUGAGGACUCUGAGGGGGGCUUUGAAGAGGACUCUGAGGGGGGCUUUGAAGAGGACUCUGAGGGGGGCUUUGAAGAGGACUCUGAGGGGGGCUUUGAAGAGGACUCUGAGGGGGGCUUUGAAGAGGACUCUGAGGGGGGCUUUGAAGAGGACUCUGAGGGGGGCUUUGAAGAGGACUCUGAGGGGGGCUUUGAAGAGGACUCUGAGGGGGGCUUUGAAGGGGAAUCUGAUGAGGAGGGCGUUGAAGGGGACUCUGAGGAGGCCUUUGAGUUCCAGGACGAGGCGGAGGACGGCGGCGACAUCAUGGCGUGCAACUGGGGCCUCAUCUCGCUGCUUGACGCCGCCGUGGGCAGCCCCACACCCUGCUGGUCCGCCAAGCUCGACUUCCUGCUGGACGCUUGGGGGCCGGAGGUGGCGGGCCAGGUGCUGAGGGGCGAGCGCGGGAGUGUGCGGCUGCACCCGAAAUCCCGCCUAACCGCCGACUUGUGUGCGCGUCUGCGGCACCUGCACGAGCGCGGCAUGCCGCCUAGCCGGGCGGCGGUCGAGUCCGCGGUCCGCGGCGGGCAAGCCGACGCGUUGGCGUACCUUUGGGAUGAGUGCAGACUGCCGGUGAAGCAGUGCGACAUUGACUAUGGGCUGAAGGCAAUCCUCGGCAAAGGGCCGGACAGCUAUCUCGACCUACUGAAGCUGUUGCGGGCGCGCCGCGGCGUGUUCCUGGGCACACGCCACGCGAAAGACAUGGCCACAGAUGAGGCCGUGCUUUGGCUGGCGGGGGUGGCUGUGGAUGGCAUGAGCAGCUGUAGCAGUAGCAGCAGCGGCGAGAGUAAUGCAGACAGCGGCAGCAGCAGCGGCAGCAGCAGCGAUGGCAGUAGCAGCGAAGGUGCGGAGGUGCCUGAGACGGAGGUGGAAGGAAAGGAGGAGGAGCGGAGGGUGGAAUCCAACGCGGCGGCCGGGGGAGCUGAGGAGCACGUGCACGUCAUCAGCAGUCGCCGGGAUGAUACGCAUGACACGGGCAGCAGCAGCAGCGGCAGUAGCAGAUCGGGUAGCAGCAGUGGCGGGGAACGCUGGCGUGAGGACUGGACUGACGCUUUCAAGGCCGCUGCCAGGCGCGGUGCAGGCCUUGCCGCCCUGCGUGCGUUGCGCGCUCGCGGCGCGGCGGUGGACCUGGGUGCGGUGGCGGAGGGCGGCAGCGAGGAGGCGCUGGAGUGGGCGGCGGCGGAGCUGGCAGCGGAGGGCAAGCUGCAGCCGCUGAGGAACGACGAAGCCCGCGCUGUGUUCGAAGCUGGCAACGUGGCGGCACUGUACUGGCUGCUGUGCCGGCGCCUGCUGCCGCCGCCGCCGCCAGUGGGGCCUUGGUGGAGCCCGUACCUGCCCGGUGGCUGCUCCGGGCUGGGUGCGAGCGAGUUCUGGCCAGGAGCCCGACACGCCGCAGUUUGAUUCAGGCUGCCCGCACCUGCAGCCACAGGGACAGGAGCAGGGGAGCCAGCGCUGCUGCUGGGGAGCAGGUGUGUGGCAGGAGGUAGCGAGGGAUGCGGCGACUGUUGCGGCGGAGGCGCGGGCUCGCGGCGGGAGCAUGUUGGCGCCACACCAGCAGCGAUGGCUGGAGGCGAAGGCGCAGGCAUGUGUCGAGAGUGCGGCAGGCGGUGCGUGCAGGUGCGGGUGUAUGUGAUCCGGGGCUGUAGGUGCUUGCGGACAUGCAGGUGUGGAGCGUGCCGUGCCGUACCUCACAGGCGGGGGCGUGCCGUACCUCACAGGCGGGGGCGUGCCGUACCUCACAGGCGGGGGCGUGCCGUACCUCACAGGCGGGGGCGUGCCGUACCUCCUAGGGCCCGGUGUGGCCCUGUGCCGCGGCCCGCGGGCGCGCCUGGUGCGUGUGCCGCACACUCAGGAUUCUUUUCUUUAAGCCGUCAGCAUGCUUACAGCCAGCAAAAUAAUAACUCCCGGUGGCAAAAUAAUAACUCCCAGCGCCGGCAGCGCUAGCUGGCGCAGCAGGGCUACGGUAGUUUAUUUCUUGAGACGGAUAGAAUUGGUCGUUGCGGUGCCAGUGUGGUUGCUCGAGACGAAUGAGUGUGCGAUGGGACAGUGUUAAGGCAGGUUGGUGAAGUCCGUGAGUAGGGUGCAGCUGAUUCCCAGACCCCAGCAGAUGGCAAACAAUUUGGAACGCCAGUGCAGGAGAGUACAGGUAAUGGUCAUUGCGGUUCCACAGUUGACUCGGGCGGGCCGGCAAGCGGCGGUGUGUACCCUACUGCUAGGUAUGUUGGGUGGUAACUGGUAGGGCUGUCUGCAGUCAACUGUCACACCGGCUCUUUCGGUGUGCUGCUCGAUUGGAGUGCGCUGUUGCACAUGCGGUAGGCCGGCGGCUGGGUGUGCGAUGGGACGACAGGGUAAGGCGCAGGCUGGCGACCUGGCGUGCCGCACUGCUACGUGCUCGAUUGAUGAUGUUGGAGUUGGUGACAAGUUGUAGUUUGGCAUUAGGCACUCAGUAUCGAAUCGGCUG
Messenger RNA from Chlamydomonas reinhardtii, 3674 nucleotides. RefSeq lists its product as uncharacterized. Gene Ontology annotation, biological process: ceramide biosynthetic process; sphingolipid catabolic process. NCBI's taxonomy places the organism in Eukaryota, Viridiplantae, Chlorophyta, Chlorophyceae, Chlamydomonadales, Chlamydomonadaceae. The record is from RefSeq and is a predicted model, not a curated record. The transcript has 4 exons. Gene Ontology annotation, molecular function: glycerophospholipase activity. The coding region runs from base 95 to 2614 and encodes 839 amino acids. Gene Ontology annotation, cellular component: cell periphery; membrane; endoplasmic reticulum.